CCUAAGUGCUAAGGCCUGAAUGGAAAUCGGGAAGAGUCCACAGUUCAUUUUUUUUUUCGCACAUGCUGCUAGCCUGCUACAUAUUUUAUGCUAAAGCUAGAUUUCUCCCAGUGAGCGACGAAGAUGACGAGUUUGGAAGAAACGGUGGAGGAGAGGUUAACCGCUCUCAGAGGAGACCCAUGGAGGACGCAGCAGAAGUUCACCAUCUUCCGCGUCCCCGCCUUCCUCCGAGAGAGCAGUCGGACUUCCUACGAGCCGCGCUUGGUGUCGAUCGGGCCGUACUACCGUGGUGCCCCCGCCCUACGCGCCAUGGAGGAUCACAAGUGGCGUUACCUCUGCGACCUUCUGUCUGUGAACAUCCACUAUCCCGUUCUGGUCUCCGCGUCCGACUUGGUGGCUGAGAUACGAUCUCUCGAGGCCCAGGCGCGCGCCUGCUACAGCGACCCCGUCGACGACCUCAACUCCGACGAGUUCGUCCAGAUGCUCCUACUGGACGGUUGCUUCAUCCUGGAGUUCUUCUUCAAGUGGGAGAGGGAGGAGCCUGACACGCUCUGCGACGUCGGAUGGGGCCUCACGUUCGUCCUCUCCGAUCUGCUACUGAUGGAGAAUCAGAUCCCGUUUUUCGUUCUCCAGAAGAUAUAUGAUGCCGUCGUUCGCUCGCCCCGAGAAAUCCUCCUCAGGCUUCUCGUUAAGCACAUCGGCCGCAUGGAGCCAAUCGGACAGCCUUCUGGCGAGGUUAACCACAUCCUACACCUGUACUACGCGAGCUUCGUGCCCAAGUGGACGCCAUCGCAACGGGGACAGACGUCCAGUGCGCCGCGAGUGAUACCGAGCGCCGUCGAGAUGAGCGAAGCCGGGGUGACCUUCGCCGUGCGGCGAGACUCAAGCACCGACUACGAUGUGGUAUUCGACGCCCGCAGGGGCGUCAUGUACAUACCCACCAUACGGAUCGACGACGCGAGGACGCCGCUGCUCUCGAACCUGAUCGCAUUCGAGCAGACCCAGGGCAGCGAGGAGGCGCUCUACCUCAGCAGUUACGUGGCUCUGAUGGGCCAGCUCAUCGUCACGCCACGCGACGUCGCUCUGCUCCGCCGGCGCCGGGUGCUGGAGAACAUGCUGGCCAACGAUGAAGAUGCGGCUCGCUUCUUCAACCACCUCGGCGACUGCGGUGCGGUCAACCGCGACAACCAUGCCUUCGUCGAGCUGUACAAGGAUGUGGACCGCUACUGCGGGACGUGGUGGCACAGGAACACGGCGGCCCUCCGGCGCGACUAUUUCGCCAGCCCAUGGUCGGCCAUCUCCUUCGUGGCCGCUGCAGUGGCCGUCGCGCUCGCCGCUUUGCAGACCUACUUCACCAUCUUUCCAUUGAACAAAGCCCAUAUAUCCUCAUCCGAAUGGAGCAUUAAAGGGACACCGACUUAUCUGGUGAGUAUAAUUUAAUGUAUCUUUAUCUAUCUCUAUUAUAUAAAAAUUAAUGGUGUUUCCACCAAAACUUUGGUACAUCAUCUGACUCUUGCGCGGAUUUCGAUUUCUUGUGCUUCUGAUCACUUUAUUUGUUGACAAAUCGGUCCCAUGGCGACAAGAGCAGGGCUAAUAAUAUAGCCAAUAAGUUGGUUAUAAGACUUCUUGUAGGCUUUCAUGUAGUCCACUUAUAUAUAUAUUGGUUAGUUCUUCAUUUUUAAUGCAGGAUCCACAUGUCUCUCUCAUAUAGUGUCUUAGUUCUUGUACCUGAGCUGGCUAUAAUCUUAUAGCCAGCUUAUCCUCUCUCCUUCCCUCUCUCUUUCACAUCAGCAUUUAGUUGGCCUAUAGUUUGCUAUUAUACUUGCUCGAAGGAUAAAAAAGGGACAUAAGAACUCUUGGUUAGAACCACGUCGAACACUUGGCGACAGCGCUGUCCCUCGUCUGCGACAGAUGACUGAAACUACAUCAGAGAUGCAGUAAAACAGAGUAAAAGCAUUGCGGAUUGUGGGGCAAUUUUCUGGGCUCUAUUUCUUCCAAAACUGACGUAAAAACUGCGUACAAAAACUUCUAGCUACUGCUACUUAUAUCAUGCAAGAUAAACCGAAUCCGAGAAAGAAACGCGUCAUCUCAAGAUACUGUAAAUUCGGACUCAACACACACUGAACGCACACUGUCCUAAGAGCAAGUAUAAUAGCAGGCUAUAAACCGGCUAAAUGCUGACAUGAAGGAGAGAGUAGAAGUGGAUUGUAAGCUUAUAACCAGCUUGAGUACAAGAAAUAAUAAACUCUGUGAGAGAGACUUGUGAGUCCUGUAUUUAUGAUGAAUGGCUAACUAUUAUAUGGA
Molecule: messenger RNA, 2304 nt
Organism: Oryza brachyantha (malo sina)
Lineage: Eukaryota; Viridiplantae; Streptophyta; Magnoliopsida; Poales; Poaceae
Product: UPF0481 protein At3g47200-like
Exons: 2
Coding region: 124-1440 (438 amino acids)
Source: RefSeq, a predicted model, not a curated record